Pelobates cultripes (western spadefoot toad) is the source of this 5857-nucleotide messenger RNA. The record is from the annotation of a GenBank genome assembly. Lineage: Eukaryota; Metazoa; Chordata; Amphibia; Anura; Pelobatidae.
AUGAAGCUGUACCAAGUGCUUGUUCCUGUGCUGCUGUCCAUCAUUGCCAAUGUUAAUGGUCAGGUAAGAUAAGCAACAACUCCAGGACCUAAUUUAACAAUUCAAAUAAUUAUGAAUCUGAAGAAGUUAGGAUUGGGAACUUCUAAAAGAGAUAUGAUUUUUUAAUUAAUGAAUAUACACAAAACUAGCCUUUAGGCCACAGGAUUUGUAAAUGUGUGAUAUUUAGAUUGAAAUGGUCACACAAUUUAUUUCAAUGUUGAUUAGUUAUUUAAAUAUAUACUUUACCUUUCCCCUUUUCCUUGCUUAGUUUGUUAUGGUCAUUCCAAAGCAAUGGGGUACCAUUUGCUCAACAGGGUUUUAUAAACAAAUACAAAUUAUAAUAAUGCUUGUUUUUUUAAUUAUAUUUCAAUUAUUGGAAAAAUGCUAAAUCAUUUUUUUACUACAGCUCCAAAGUCUGGGGAUAUGUAGGAAAUAUAGUCUUAUGAUAGCAAUGACGGUGUCCACUCAGUUUGUGCCCCAAAGUAAUCUGCUUCCUAAAACUAUAGAAUGUGCCGUUUCUAUCUUCCUUACUUAGUUUGUUAUAGUUAGUUGAAUGCAAAUAUUUAACCAAUGAUAAAAAAAAAAAAAAAAAUUACAUCUGAAAUUGUGUUUUUUUUUAAGGAAAAACCUAAAACUAAAUUUUCUAAGUAAUUAUUUUAAUCAUUUGAGGAAAUACUCUACAAGAGUAUUUUAUCAAUCAAAAAGGAUUGAUGCAUUUACAAUGGCUUAUGUUCUAUGGUGAUAAACAUUUUUUUCUAGGUCUUAAAUAUUUAUGGGAUUUUUUUGUUCUUGGUCUUUAAUCACUUUCUGCAAAACAUUUUAAGUAUAUCAUAUUUUUGAGUAGUGCACACAAGGGGUCAGCUAAAAACAUAGUUAUUUAUUAUGAACAAAAAAAAUGGGUUGCAAGAGUAUACUGAGAACGGGCAGCAGCUGAAAUAGCCUGCCCUUCGGUGGGUACCCGCUCAUAUCUCAAGCUGGUUUUUGCUCAUCUUGUGCCAUUACAGAGAGAACAUAUCUGAAGCAUAUCAGACUGGUCCCACCCAUACGGGCAGUCCAGAUCCGAAAUGCCAGCAAGUUCUCUCUGCACGAGAGAUACAGCAACCCCAGACGAUCGUUUCAGCCUUGUUAGGCAUCAUCAGUGAGGCAUAGCUGAUAUCUCCCUAGGCACCGUGAGCAAGGGGUCCACGUCUGGAUUAUCCCUUUAAACUUGUGGUUGCUGUAUCUCUCUGGCUUUUUUUGCGACCCGUUUUUUGCUCUCCAAUAGUUAUUUAUUAGUACCUGAUGGUGUUUUUAUUGGCGUUGCUGCAAAGUUACCCUAAAACUGCUAGUUACUAGCUGGCAUAGCUAUUAGUAAAGGUUUCUGACCAGUUUGUGUAUCUGUAGGAAACCACAAAAAUGGUUUGGUUCCAAGGGAUCAAAAAAGCCAUUUCUCUUGUGUAACUGUUAUGUCUAGUGAGACCAUGUGUGAGGUCUCACUAGGAAAGCUAAAAUAUUAAAUUUAACCCUUAAUGUGUUGAUGUCUUCUUUGGCACUGAUAGAGUAAAUGUACAUGCCCAGCAUUAGAUAAGAGAGUGCAAAUCAACUGCUCAGCACCCUAUAGUCAAGUUUAAAAAAAAUAUACAUUUAUAUUAUUAAAAAAAUGUGGGCAGAUUAAAGGCCCCUACUUCAUCUUUCAACCUAUUAGGAUGAAGGGUACUUUUUUUAGGCCCAUGCGAUGCUCUGUCUCCUGGGCACUUUCUGAUAAUUAUGGGCUUUUUUUGAUGCGUAAGAAAAUAGGAAUUAAAAGUAAGAAAACUUCUAACAAUGGGCGGUGGGUGGGGGCCUUGAUAUUAAAGGGGAGGAUGUAAUGUCCCCCUGAUCCCUAACCAUGAACGGUGGUGGGUGGGAGCCCUCAUAUUAAUAUUUAAAGGUGAGUACCACAUGCCCCCCCAACCCCCCCUGGCUCACGGGGCAAUGCCUCUACUUAAUUUAAUAGCAUUGGGUGUGCAUGAUAAUUAAAAGAAAGAUGGUAAGUAUAAUUAUUUUUAACAGGUAUUAGAUUUAUAACACAAAUAACAACUCUUUGCAGAGAUAGUGAGUGAUACUCUAAAGUGCCUAAACAGAAGAAGCAGCUCAACACAGAAAGUGGAAUACCCUCAUCCACAGUAAAGUACAAAUAUCAUAGGUAUUAGAUUUAACCCACUGUUAUUAAGGUGAGGGAGUCAGUAGGUUUCUUCAUUUUUACUGGGUGGUGGCUAGGGUAUUAGGGACCCCUAGCCAGCAGGGGAGAGCAAGGAUGGAACAUGCCACUAUUUGGGGUGAUUACAAUGCCAUAUUCACCCCCAAUUUUUUAUUUUUUUUUAUUAAACACUGGGUUUUCUUUCUUGAAUAUUAUAAAUGGGGUCCCAAUGCAUGUGCAAUGGGUAGGGCCAUAUGGGACACUAGGUUUCCCCCUUAUAUUAUAAUAGUCCCCACCCACUGACCACAUGCAAGGACAUAAGUAUGUUCCCCCUUGUAUUUUAAUAAAUACACCCUGACUGAUGUACACGGUUGGGGUGCAGGGGGAUUAUAUAAAAACCCCUUACUUUAAUAGUAAACGCAUUAGCUCUUUUGGCUUCUGUAACGGAACUUCCCGUACACCGAACGAGUACCUUUCCGUUGAUGGAUGCUUCCUAGCUUGCCCCGAGGACCACCAGCACCGCGCCGGACACCACAGACUCCGCAACCGCUGUAACUUAAAUGGAGUCUCGCCGUCUUCUGUCCACCCUGGAUCAGCUUCUGUCCUCCAGGACCAUGUGGAGAAAACCUCUCCUCCAGGAGAGCGUAUGAGGAACAGGCUCUUAAAAGAGCUAAGUGAUUAAAGUAUCCCCAGUAUGAGUAUUGCUGUCCCCUCCAAUCACGAGACAAGACUACGUUCUUCCAAGAACACGUGGCGAGGUCUGUUACGCCACAGCUUCCAGUAUAAUUUCUAUGCAGAUGACACGCAAAUCUACCUGUCCUCUCCUGAUCUCUCCCUGUCCCACUUGACUAGUGUCUGACUGCCUCUCUGCUAUUUCUAACUGGAUGGCUGCCCACUUCCUUAAACUAAACUUGACCAAAACUGAAAUUCUGGUCUUUCCUCCCUCAAGUGUUGUUACUCCUGUGUCGGUCUCCCUCAAAGUCAAUAGUGCUACCAUCAGCUCCACUACGCAGGCUUGCUGCCUAGGUGUUCUCUUUGACUCCGACCUCUCCUUCAAGCCUCAUGUUCAAUUUAUCGCCAAAUCCUGUCAUUUCCAUCUCAAAAACUUUGCACGCAUCUGCCCCUACUUAACAACAGAUGCGACUAAGGUGUUGGUCCAUUCCACUGUCCUUUCUCGCCUUGACUACUGUAAUCCGCUUCUCAGUGGUCUUACAUGCUCCCAACUUGCGCCGUUACAGUCCAUAAUGAAUGCGGCAGGGAGGCUCAUCUUCCUGUCCGCCCGCACCUCCCAUGCCUAACCCUUCUGUCAGCCCCUAUAUUGGCUUCCUAUAAAAUAUAGAGCUCAAUUUAAAAUUCUGGUUCUUGCUUUCAAAUCGCUACAUAAUGCUGCUCCCACCUAUUUAUCCUCCCUUAUACACAAGUACGAUCUGCUGAAGACUUACGUCUAUCUUCUGUCGGUACUCCCACCUCUGAUGCUCGCCUUCAAGAUUUCUCCAGGGUUGCACCAUUCCUGUGGAACUCGCUUCCCUCCUCCGUUAGAUGCUCACCCAGUCGCCACUCCUUCAAAAUCGUUAAAAACCCACUUCUUCAUAAAAGCGUAUCAAUUAAACUGUUAAUAGCUCCUGACUGAUUCCUCUUCUGCAACUAUCACUAGUCUAAUACUAUCCUUACCUUUUUGUGUCAUUUUACCCCACUCCCUCUAGCAUGUAAGCUCAUUGAGCAGGGCCCUCAACCCCUCUGUCCCCGUGUGUCCAACUUAUCUGGUUACAAUUACAUGUCUGUUCGUCCACCCAUUUGUAAAGUGCUGCGGAAUUUGAUGGCGCUAUAUAAAUAAUAACAUUAUAAUAAUAAGUCCCACAGGAUGUAGCCAUCUUUUAGUGUCUGGGCAGUAUUGGCUACCAAGGUCCUAUGUUACUCAUGGCAGUUCGGCACAUAGGGAGGGAUUAAACCUUACUUAUUGUGAUGUAAUUAUCCCUCUCGCCACUGAAUUUUUUUAAAACUGUUUCCAGUAGCACUAGCACAGUGGGCAAAUAGUUCAGAUGUUUUUUAAAAUCUGAGCCAAGAUUUGAAUCCUUUUGGCCUGUAUCUGACGCAUUAGGUUUAGAUUUGAAUCCUCCGGUGGCAUUUGGCCCGAAUGAAAUCCAGACCAAAUUCAGGUCUGUCUGUAUUACAAAAUCUUGAUAUUAUUUAAUACUGUGAGCAAUGACUGGAUUUGGACUUUAGUGAAUAGCCAUAAUAGGGUACAUUUUACCUCCCAUUAGGAAAUGGCCUGUACACUCAAUAAUAUCUAUUUGUUUUACUCCCUUUGCAGUGUGAACUCCCUGGAACCUGGAAGGAUGACAAAGGCUCUACCAUGAAUAUCCAUACUGUAAGCCAUUAUCGAGUGAUAACGGGGGAUUAUCAAGCAGCUGCUUCUUUACUAAAUCCAAACCCUCCUAAAUUACCUUUCACAGGAUACAGCAGUGGUAACACUUUUAUGGGUGUCAUGGACCUUGGAAAAGAUGGUAAUUAAACGAUUAUUUUUGAGAAUAAAAGCCAAUGUUGGUUGGGGCUUCAUGGACUUCCAGUUGAAACUUAGACUUAGACUGUGUAAAAAAUUUAAAUUUGUGUUUCUGUUCUCAUGCUCCUGACCUUCAUCUGCAAAUAUACUUUGCAGCUAAAAGUGUUUUUUUUUACUGCUUGUGAAAAAUACAAAGCCGUCUAGUAACUAGGUAAUGCCAUGCAGUUUCUAUGCUAUACAACAGAAGCCAUUUCUUUUGGCAUCAUGGCAGGAAUAUCCCAGUUAGUAAAUAUAAUUUAUUGGCUCUAAUAUAUAAAACUGAAUGUUAGCUCUCUGUCUAAAGGACAGACCUGCCUAGCUGAUUAUCAGUAUCUGUCAGCUUCUGGUCUCCCCAUUAGUCACUCUGUGCAUUGUGUUCAUUAUAUUCCCAUUCUGCAUGAUACACAUUGUUUGUUAUAGCUAAUUGUGUGAUGGCGAAUGAUAACAUGAUCUGUGAUAUUGCUUUGAGCAUAGCCCCCCUGAAUGUACUGAAGUAUUGACGUAUAAAGUGCUACAACUGGAUAGCCUAUUUACAGGUUGUCCAAUUGACUGCUCUUAGAUUUUGUACAACCAAGUUCCAAAUAUUUAGCAGACGCUUUAUGUGAAAAAGAAAUUAAUAUUAAAGAACAAAUGUGCCUUCUGAUUUUAGUAGGUUUAGCAGUAUACCACUCUCGUUUAAGCUAAAUAUCUAUCACAAAUGAGUGUGGAGUCGUAUUAAAAUAAUCAUAUUCACUUCUACAACUAGAUGUAAGAUUUGAAUUCUAACACUGUAAAACAACACAUUUAUAAAUAAACCAGAUACAAAUCAUUAAGUGCCGUUUUCAUGGCAUAUCCGUGGCACGUUUCUAGAGAGGUAUGUGGUUAAAAUCACAAAGUAGGUUUUGUGGUAAUCAGACUCUGCCUGGCAUUAUACGGUGAUUCAUUGGCUCUGAUCACCUAGCAUUUUUUAUAUUUUUUCAACAGAAUGGGAGAUAAUGGACUGGCACUCAUAUUUAUAUACCGUAGUCUAACAGACCCCAGCACAAAUUAUUAUAACGUGUUUAUUUUCUCUAUCAGAACCAGACCAAACAGCCGAUGUUACUAUCCGGGCAAGCCGCUAUAAGCAAACAAUCACUUUAUAA